Molecule: messenger RNA, 1641 nt
Organism: Gamsiella multidivaricata
Lineage: Eukaryota; Fungi; Mortierellomycota; Mortierellomycetes; Mortierellales; Mortierellaceae
Product: PQ loop repeat-domain-containing protein
Exons: 9
Coding region: 165-1574 (469 amino acids)
Source: RefSeq, a predicted model, not a curated record
CUCCUUUCCUUACUCCCAUCCUCCUGUCCCCCCACACACCCACACACACUCCGACCGAGCAGUCAUCCAAUCGCACUUGUUUGUGUUUUGCUGCUCCAGUCCCUCUUUCUUCUCUCUCUCUCUCUCUCUCUCUCCCCGCUCCACUCCUCACCUCGGCUGAUGCUAUGGAUGGUCUGCAGCCGCAAUGUAUAAGCUGGAUCCAGACGCUGCUUGGCGAAUGUGUAACCACUCGGCAGCAGGCUUGGAGUCUUGUCUUGGGAUACGUAUCCAUAUUCUGCUGGCUCAAUGCACAGAUUCCUCAGAUCAUCGAAAAUUUCAAGCUGAGCUCUGCAGCAUCACUUUCGCUGCCCUUUUUGGUUAAUUGGCUUCUCGGGGAUUUCAGCAAUCUCAUCGGAUGCAUCCUCACCCGUCAGCUUCCCUUUCAGAUGUAUCUGGCUGUGUACUUUUGCAUCGCAGACGUGAUUCUCUUUGGACAAUGGAUCUAUUAUUCGCGACGAGAGUAUCGCAUACGGUCCUUCCCUGAUAUUGUGGUCGCGAAUGCACCAGAGACUGCAGAAGCAGACCAUUCUAUCCAUCACCACCAUCAUCAUCACCACCACCGUCGAUCAGAGUCCCAUCCAACCCACCUUAGUCGGAAUAUCGCAACAGAAUCGAUUGCUACUUUACCACAUGAUGAUCUGUCAGAGGCUGGAGCCGGUGCUGUUAUUCCGAUAAAUGAUAAUGAACAAGGGGAAGCGCUCUCGCCACUUCUGCAGAGACCACGUACUCGCCGCUUGGCUACCACGUCGGACAUAGCUCAUCGAAGGAGUACGUCGAUGGUCCUGUUCGGAUUAAUAUUGUUGACCAUGAGACAAACAAUGCCAGCACUGCAGGAACAGACACCCUAUGCACUGCUCGAUCGCGGUCAUGCGCGCUCUGGCACAUCCAUGGUGAUCGGUCGUGUGUUUGCCAGAGGCCUCGACGGAGACCAAGGACUUGGAACCGAUUCUGCCCCACCUGCGGAUCAAAAUAUAAUUCAACUGGGGCGUAUCUUUGCAUGGGUUUGUACAGUCUUUUACCUAUCCAGUCGUAUGCCUCAACUCUGGAAAAAUUUCCAAAGGAAAUCUGUCCAAGGCUUGUCAAUCCUGAUGUUCUUUUGGGCAGCUAUGGGUAACCUGACCUAUACACUCUCAAUCCUCAACUCAGCCGACGCUGCCAACCCAGAGACUCGACAGAAAUUCCUCCGCGAGGCCGUGCCUUACGUCCUUGGGUCUUCAGGGACGCUGAUGUUCGAUCUCUCCAUCUUUUUUCAAUGGCUCUACUAUACGGGCAAGCUUUACGUGCUUGGUAUUGGUCCAAAAUCGCAUGCUCGUCGUCGACAUAGACAUCAUCAUUCUCGACAGCACAGUAGCCGCUCUCAAUCUAGAGUCGAAAGCAUGAUUCUAUCGCCCUCUGGAAGCCAUUCUGGGUUGUACAGCGUCCUGGUAGACGAAGAGGACCCGGGGCCUAUGACGGAUCGGCAUCUAACUGCUCAGAUACCUUCACAUGAGGGACAUGCAAUUGAUGAUCGUGCACCCUCCCAGCCAACCAACUAAAUAUUCCAAUAAACAACACUGGCGUGUAGCGUGGUGUCAAGAUUGCUAUUUCGAUCCGAUACAGAGC